Polyodon spathula (Mississippi paddlefish) is the source of this 5018-nucleotide messenger RNA. RefSeq names its product myelin transcription factor 1-like. Gene Ontology annotation, biological process: regulation of transcription by RNA polymerase II. The transcript has 23 exons. Gene Ontology annotation, cellular component: nucleus. The record is from RefSeq and is a predicted model, not a curated record. Bases 359 to 3919 code for a protein of 1186 amino acids. NCBI's taxonomy places the organism in Eukaryota, Metazoa, Chordata, Actinopteri, Acipenseriformes, Polyodontidae. Gene Ontology annotation, molecular function: DNA-binding transcription factor activity, RNA polymerase II-specific; zinc ion binding; RNA polymerase II cis-regulatory region sequence-specific DNA binding.
GCCGUGGAAUAAAUAAUAUCUAAAGCCCUUUUAAAGAGACUUGCGGGUUUCGAAUGGGAGGUUGUUGAAUUGAAUAGUCUCAUUCUGCAACCAGAUCUGGAUAUUUUGUUUUUGGAUUUUUAUAACAGUUAUUGAAGAAGCAUUGGGAAUAUUGCGGACACAUUUCUUGACUGCCAAUAGAAUUUUACUUCUCAUACAGAAGGAAAAAAAAACAGAAUUUAGAGCAGGGAGAGGCUUGAAAGGAACACCUUCUUCUUAAGAAAAUGAAUUUCGAGGCAGACUCCUGAAUCAAAGGUGGACGCGUGGAGAAAGGAUCAGCAGCUGUGAAACAAAAAGCCUGCACAGCAGAAAAAGCAAGAUGAACCUAGACAGUAAUGACAAGAGAACACGCACACGAUCAAAGGGAAUUAGAGUGCCUGUAGAACUCGUAGGACAAGAACUAAGCUGCCCCACCCUUGGAUGCAAUGGCUCAGGUCAUGUCAGUGGAAAAUAUGCAAGACAUAGAAGUUUACAGAGCUGCCCGUUGGCCAAGAAAAGGAAACACCAGGAUGUAGACUCAGAUCAGCCUUUGUCAAAAAGGAAGUCCCACCCUUUGAGAUUGGCUAUGGAUGAAGGAUACAAUGUUGACAGCGACGGUAGUGACGAAUCAGAGGUCAGGGAGGAUUCCUCAGCCGAUGAAUCACAGGAGGUCUUGGAAGAUGAGCACGAGGAAGAAGACGACAAAGAGAGUGAAGAGGCAGCACGAGAAGAAUGCAUGGCAGCAGAAUCAUCCAAUGCUGGACAAUCUCAAGAGGCACCCAUUACUAAUCAAAAGGAAGACUACACAUGCUAUCAUGAAAUGGUGGCCAGUUCCCUUCUCAACCUGGGUCAGAUUGCAGAAAACACAGUGGACACAACAGAGGAAUCUCCGCUCACAGCUGGAAUGGACAUAGUAUGUGAAACAGAGAACAUUGAUAGGUGCAGUGAGGUGGAAACACAGGCCGAAACAGUGGUCCAUGAAGAUUAUGAUGAUGAGGAUGAUGAAGAAGAUGCUACAGAAAUUAGGGAGGUGACAGAAGAAGCCCAGAACUUGAACACCAGGACAGUAGACAUACAUCAGGAACCAGAGGAAGAGGAGGAGGAGGAGGAGGAGGAGGAGGAGGAGGAGGAAGAAGAUGAAGAUGAGGAUUUGGAGGCCAACGAGGCUUGCAUGACACAGAAAGACAACACGGAUCACCAGUACUUCAGUGGGGGCUUCACAAGGUUCAGAACAGUAGAGCAUGAGGCAGACGAUCCAUCAUCAGAAAUCCAGUGUGAGGAGACAUUGGGAGAAGAAGAGGAAGAGGAAGAUGAUGAAGAAGAGGAGGAGGAGGAGGAGGAGGAGGGGGAGGAGGAGGAGGAGGAGGAGGUUACAGCUGCUCAGGGAUCUCACGCAGAAACAGAAACCGAACUGGAGCUCCAGUCCCAGCUCGAGGACUCCUUCCCGAAGACCACCUCCUCAGUGGUGAUCGAGGUCCGAUCGGAAGAGUCUGACAAAGACGACGAGGAUAAUGACGAUGAUGACGCUCUUUCUCAGAAGUCGGCCGUCACGGAUGAGUCCGAGAUGUAUGACAUGACGAGAGGGAACCUUGGUCUUCUAGAGCAGGCCAUUGCGCUAAAGGCUGAGCAGGUGAAAAUGAUGCGGGAUGCAGGCAGGAUGCCAGGGGAACAACUUCGCUAUUUCCACAUAGAGGACAGGCAAGGCAAACCUAUGGAUUCCAUGAGAAAGAAUUACUUUAAUAAAGAGCCCUCAAGGUCUGAGAAGAGAGAGAUUAAGUGCCCGACCCCAGGGUGUGAUGGGACUGGUCAUGUGACUGGAUUGUACCCUCACCAUCGCAGUCUGUCCGGCUGCCCACACAAAGACAGGAUACCACCAGAGAUCCUGGCAAUGCACGAGAAUGUUCUCAAGUGUCCCACAGCAGGGUGCACAGGGCAGGGUCACGUCAACAGCAACCGCAACACACACAGGAGCUUGUCCGGAUGUCCUAUUGCCGCAGCUGAAAAACUGUCUAAAACCCAUGAGAAACAGCCAAUCCCUCAGAAUGCCUCUGAGCUCCCAAAAGGCAGUCCUAAUUCAGACAGAGUACUCAGGCCUAUGUGCUUUGUAAAGCAAUUAGAGAUUCCUCAGUUUGGCAGCUACAGACCCAAUGUUCAACCUGCAACCCCCCGUGCCAACCUGGCUAAGGAACUUGAGAAAUACUCCAAGGUCUCUUUCGAUUAUGCAAGUUUUGAUGUUCAGGUCUUUGGCAAACGUAUGCUUGCCCCAAAGAUUGCGACCACUGAAACCUCACCAAAAGCCUUUAAAUCUAAACCAUUCCCCAAGGCAUCAUCCCCAAGCCACAGCCUGUCCGGUAGUUAUGCGAAGAGCACCACCUCCUCUUCCUCCUCCAGUGGCUACGACUACUCCCACGACGCGGAGGCCGCGCACAUGGCUGCCACCGCCAUCCUGAACCUGUCCACACGCUGCUGGGAAAUGCCCGAGAACCUCAGCACAAAACAGCAGGACCUCGCCAGCAAGAGCAUGGACAUCGAGGUGGAUGAGAAUGGCACCCUGGACCUCAGCAUGAAAAAGCACAGCAAGAGCUUGUCGUGCCUGAGCCCAGGGGUCAGAUCACCGGAGCAGUCCCAGAACCAGAGCAGCAGCCCCAGCAGCAGUGCGAUGACCUCACCACAGUCCAGCCACGCCUCCAAGCAGGAGGAGUGGGAGGGGCCUAUCGACUACACCAAACCCAACAGGCAGCGCGAGGAGGACUUAGAGGAGAUGGAGCCUGCAGCGCACUCAUUUGUCUCCUCAGAACCGGAGGACUGUGAAAUGAUUCAAGAGAGCUUGGAAGACAGGAAGUACCCGGGAGAGGUCACCACAACAAGCCUCAAAAUGAAAUACCAGAGCAAGGACAGCAAGAAGGAACUUCUACUGUGCCCAACGCCUGGUUGUGAUGGCAGUGGUCACAUCACUGGAAACUAUGCCUCACACCGCAGCCUGUCUGGUUGUCCUCUUGCUGACAAGAGUCUCCGAUCCCUCAUGGCUGCCCAUUCUGCCGAGCUCAAGUGUCCAACUCCAGGCUGUGACGGUUCCGGUCACAUCACAGGGAACUACUCAUCCCACAGAAGUUUGUCUGGCUGCCCCCGUGCCAAGAAAGGUGGAAUAAAAACAACUCCUACCAAGGACGACAAGGAGGAUCCUGAGCUCUUAAAAUGCCCAGUUCCAGGAUGUGACGGCUUAGGUCACAUCAGCGGGAAGUACGCCUCCCACCGCAGUGCCUCCGGCUGCCCAUUGGCUGCCCGCAGACAGAAGGAAGGGCUUCUCAACGGCGCUCCCUUUCCCUGGAAAUCCCUCCGAACAGAAGGACCAGCCUGCCCAACGCCAGGGUGUGAUGGCUCAGGUCACGCUAAUGGCAGCUUCCUUACACACCGAAGUCUCUCAGGCUGUCCCAGGGCCUCUUUUGCUAUAAAGAAGACAAAGUUCCCAGGGGAUGAAUAUCUCACCACAAAAUUCAGGGCCAGUGAUGUUCUCGACAAUGAUGAAGACAUUAAACAGUUAAACAAGGAGAUCAGUGAGCUCAACGAAUCCAACACUGAGAUGGAAGAGGACAUGGUCAACCUGCAGACACAGAUUUCAUCAAUGGAAAAGAAUCUGAAGAACAUUGAAGAUGAGAACAAAAUUAUUGAGGAGCAGAAUGAGGCCUUGUUUAUGGAGCUGUCAGGCCUGAGUCAGGCCCUCGUACGCAGCCUUGCCAACAUUCGCCUUCCACACAUGCAGGAGCCAAUCACUGAGCAGAAUUUUGAUUCCUAUGUGAACACGUUGACAGAUAUGUACACCAAUAAAGAGUGCUACCAGAACCCGGAGAACAAGGCCCUGCUGGAAACUAUUAAGCAGGCUGUGAAGGGUAUCAAAGUGUAAAUGAGAAACAGCCAACGACUACAACAAAAACAAAAAGAAAAGGGCAUUCAGGUUUUAAAUGGCAAUGUACUUCUUCCCAGGGAGCAUUCAGCAAAACCAGGACCAAAAUACAAGCCUGUUGCUGCCAGGUUUGAUAGGACGAAUGGAUCAGAACCCAUUUCUUUUUUCUUUUUUCCCAGCUUUGACACUCAGCACUUCAGGCUUUGAAGUUAAAUAAUCAGGAUCAAAUAGGUUAGCAGGAUAAAGAAAACACUGCUUAAAAAGGCGUCUAAUCAUAUUCAGUUUAUGCAAUAUAUCUAUCAUUGGAUAUUACAAUCUGCACAUUUAUUUCUGUGAAUAAUCAAUGGCUUUUUCUGAUCGAACUGAUCCAUCAUUUAAAUACACCAACAAAAACGAAAGCUGUUGAAUCCUGCAAUGGCCAUUUGAUGCUUGAUAUUUGCUUUAACAGGCAGCACUCAUGAAUAAUUCUAACGAGAUCAAGGUGGGAUGUUAUUGUAAUAAGUGUGGUGGCAGUCAUCUUACAAAAAAGAGCAACAAAGUUCUUGGUCAAGGCACUGUUGGACUUGUAUCUGAUAUUCAUGUGGCAUCACUACUUAGAAAUUCAGACUAGUUUCAUGAACCCAUAAAGAACAGGCUCCACCACAAACUGUUCCUGAUUACAAUUCCCGCCUCAACGACUUAGAAGGACACUUCCUACCAGAGGAUGAAAAAGUAAUAUUACUGUGGAUGCAGCUGAUUCUGUUUUUUCUGCUUAAAGAAACUUUAAAAAAGUCUAUAAUGUAAAUAAAUUCGAACUAGUAAUAUUUAUUUAUGAGCAUAGAAACUGCACUUCAUUUCACUAACUAGUUUGUAGUUCAAUUAUUAGUAUUGUUAUAUAAAUUAUUUCAUUUGAAUCAGAGUAAAAUGUAAUUUAUUCCCAACGUUUUAUGUUAAAUUGACUAUUUAUUUGACCUUGCCUAUUUAUUAUUUUUUGUAAAACAAAAUGCAACUCGACCAGGAAGCAUUUUGAAACAACCAUUUAAAGCUGACAAUAUAUAUGUCUUAGAAAUCAACAUUUCAAAAAAAAAAAAAAAAAAAAAAAAAACUAUUUAAAUAAGAU